Molecule: messenger RNA, 6275 nt
Organism: Sorex araneus (European shrew)
Lineage: Eukaryota; Metazoa; Chordata; Mammalia; Eulipotyphla; Soricidae
Gene: HTR1E
Product: 5-hydroxytryptamine receptor 1E
Exons: 3
Coding region: 676-1773 (365 amino acids)
Biological process (GO): G protein-coupled receptor signaling pathway, coupled to cyclic nucleotide second messenger; chemical synaptic transmission
Cellular component (GO): dendrite; plasma membrane
Molecular function (GO): G protein-coupled serotonin receptor activity; neurotransmitter receptor activity
Source: RefSeq, a predicted model, not a curated record
UUCAGACUGGCCCCUGCCUUCUGCUCCUCCCCCGGCUCUUGCCCGCGCUCGCGCUCGCCCCCCCUUGGCAAUCGGGGCGCCCAGACUUGGCGACGCUCCGCGCCCGCCGCGAGCUGCAACGCUGGGUUCCCAGUGCGGGUGAAAGACGCUCGAGGACACGGUCCCCGGAGCUCGGCGCCGCUGAGAGCGGGCUUAAGAAACGGCUUUCAGCCUCCUCGGGAGAAUCAGCAGCGAGUCCAGAGCAAGACUUCCCGAGCUCGCUGGACGCGCCUGCCUGCCCUGGGAGAGACAGCUGCACGCUCCGUCCACCAGACCAAGCUCUCCAUCACUGCAUCCACUCCAUGACCUUCUAGACCAGUUCUCACUUGACAGACCCAGUAUCCAGCUUCCUACCGCCUUCAGUAGAACUGUCUUUGGGGCUCCUUCAUCAGUUCUGGGACAUGGUUAUGGCUGCUUGGACCCAAAGUGUGAACGGAGCUCACCAUUUACACAGGCACCUUCCUGUCAGAAGAAAUGCUGCAUCACCUCCCUUCAUCUAUACAAAAUGGAACACAAGAGAAUAACUGAAUAAAUGGCGGACUCCUUACAAAUGAGAAAUAUACAAAUCUAAGUAAUUUUCAUCCAAAAGAAGGUAACCAACAGUAUCUUUAUAGUGUAGAUUGGAAAGGGGCAAACAUGAACAUCACUAACUGUACCACAGAAGCCAGUGUGGCUGUGAGACCCAAGACUGUCACUGAGAAGAUGCUGGUUUCCAUGACUUUGGUCAUCAUCACCACGCUGACCAUGUUGUUGAACUUGGCUGUGAUCAUGGCCAUCUGCACCACCAAGAAGCUUCACCAGCCUGCCAACUACCUUAUCUGUUCUCUGGCCGUGACAGACCUCCUGGUUGCUGUGCUUGUCAUGCCUUUGAGCAUCAUGUACAUUGUGAUGGAGAGCUGGAAUCUAGGAUACUUCAUCUGUGAAGUGUGGCUCAGUGUGGACAUGACCUGUUGCACCUGUUCCAUCCUCCAUCUUUGCGUGAUUGCCCUGGACAGAUAUUGGGCCAUCACCAAUGCUAUUGAGUAUGCCAGAAAAAGAACUGCCAAACGGGCUGGUCUGAUGGUCCUCACUGUGUGGACCAUCUCCAUCUUCAUAUCUAUGCCCCCUCUUUUCUGGAGGAGCCACCGUCAACUCAGUCCACCCCCGAGUCAGUGCACUAUCAAGCAUGACCACGUCAUCUACACCAUUUAUUCCACUUUGGGGGCAUUUUAUAUCCCCUUGACACUGAUUCUGAUUCUCUAUUACCGGAUUUAUCACGCGGCCAAAAGUCUUUACCAGAAAAGGGGGUCGAGCCGGCAUUUAAGCAACAGAAGCACAGAUAGCCAAAAUUCCUUCGCAAGUUGUAAACUUACGCAGACUUUCUGUGUGUCUGACUUCUCCACCUCAGAUCCUACCACAGAAUUUGAGAAGAUGCACACCUCCAUCAGGAUCCCUCCCUUUGACAAUGAUCUAGAUCAUCCAGGAGAGCGCCAGCAGAUUUCUAGUACCAGGGAGCGCAAAGCAGCACGCAUCCUAGGACUGAUUCUGGGUGCAUUCAUUUUGUCAUGGCUGCCAUUUUUCAUCAAAGAGUUGAUUGUUGGCUUGAGUAUCUAUACCGUGUCCUCCGAAGUGGCUGAUUUUUUGACAUGGCUUGGUUAUGUAAAUUCUCUGAUCAACCCUUUACUGUACACAAGUUUUAAUGAAGACUUUAAACUGGCUUUCAAAAAGCUCAUCAGGUGCCGCGAACAUACGUAGGUUGUCAAAAUUUAAAAAGCAUGACUUUGAAGAGUCUUUUGAAUGGACACGGGUAAGGGGUACCACUUAUUAAUUCCUGAACAUAUUUCAGGAGAGUUUUUAAGUAUGUGUGGUCUGUUUUUGCUUGUUUGUGUUCUUUUGUUUUAUUGAGGCUUGUUAUUAGGUAUGCUGUUUUCUCUGGUCUUAUGUGUAGCAUAUCAUUUCAAAUAAACAUCAAUAAAAAAACCAGAAAUUUCACAGAAGUAAUAAUAAGGUGAAAAAGUAAAUAUUUUUAGCCAUUUCAGGUAAUCCUGAAACAAAUGCCAGAAUAAGUCUUCAUUUGCAGAGUAUCAUUAUUUAUAAAUCAAAUAGCUGAUAACUUGAGUGGCAUUAAAUCUGAGGUUAAAGUUCCAUAUGCAUAUAAAUUCCAGUGGGAACUGCAUGGUCACAUAAAGCAUUAAAAAAUAGUGUGCUGUCAUGUUUACUGCUUGCAGACAGAAGCUAGAGUCAUUUACUGUGACUACAUAGCUCAUUCCUUCCAAGCACAAAUAGUACAGCUGGCAUGCUAUUUUUAGUUCAUGAUAAAAUAACUUUCCUCAUUCUCUAAAGAGAAUCUGGAAUGAAUGCACCAGUACUUUCAUGGUUUUUUUACUAUGAAUAUGAAACAUAAACAAAUAAGAAAUCAUUGAAAUUCACUUUGGUCAAUUUGUUUUACAGAUUUUAAGCAAUGUCCCAGCUAAAUCUCACAUACAUUCUCACUCUCCUGGGGUAAAGUGAGAAUCCUGAGUCCAGAGAGAUAAUACAGUGGGUAGAGCACUUGCCUUGCACGUGGUAGACCCAGGUUCAUUCCCUAGCUUCACAUAUGGUCCCCCAAGCCCUACCAGGAGUCAUCCCUGAGUAUAGAGCCAACAGUUAGCUCUGAGCACAGCCAGUUGUGCCUCAUCCACAAAAAAACAGUGAGUCCAUCUCAGAUUUGUGAAACUUUUAAAUAAAAUUAAUGGGUUUCAGAGAUCAUAUGUGGAAUUAUAUUAUUUGAAGAACUUUGUUGUAAAAAGCUACUCUUCAAAUAACAAGUUGGAUGAUUUAAAAGAAAUUGGAACUUUAAAAUCUACAAGAAAUGCUAACAAUUGGGGGCUGAAGCAAUAGUACAAUGGGUAGGGCAUUUGCCUUGCAUGUGGCUGACCUGGGUUCUGGGUUCGAGCCCCAGCAUCCCAUAUGGUCCUCUGAGCACCUCCAGGAGUAAUUCCUGAGUGCAAAGCCAGAAGUAACCCCUGUGCAUCACUGGGUGUGAACAAAAUAAAAAGAAAUGCUAACAAGAAAAAAAAUCAGUGUUUCCUAAAAUUCCUGCAACUUUCAUGCCAUUCCACUCCUGGGGCUGGGAGGUGAUAAGGCUGACCUGGAGCUACACACUACAUGGUCUGACCUGGAGGGAGUGUCCUCACUCACCAUUAGAUCAAGAACAGUGAUCAAAAUGACCACGUAAAUUCUUAUAUAAUCCUAAAUGAUUAAAUGACUUUUAGAAAAGUCUAAACCUGUUUUUUAUUCCACAACUUACUCCCAAUCCUUCACUCCACAUGUCUCUCUCUCACUCCCUCACUCUUUUUCACUCCCUCUCCCUCUCUCUCACUCUCUCCUUCACACCCCUCCCUUUGAAUUCUCCCCUAAUCUCACCUAUUAAUUAUUUAAGUCCCUUGGAUACUAGAACAAAUUACCUCUAACCUUACUUCCCCAUAAAACUGCUUGCUUUAUCUCUCAACUCUCCACUGAGUUUCUGCACUAAAUUCAUUCUGCUUCAACUUCUUGCCACCUAUCCUUUGAUAUCCAAAUAUGCCCCUCUCAAUUUUCCCAAUACCGAUCUUCUAAAGAUGAUUGGUGAUUUGCAAAUAGACAAACCUGUUGUCUUUUUCUCUUUUGUGUUCUGAUUUCUCAUUCUCUCAAUUAAAACAACUAUCUAUCCAUUUCUUAAACCCAUAUUCUCUUUGAUACUUGAGACUUCUGGUUCUCCAGUUAUCUCUUCAUUCUUCAUCUUCUCUUCUUUAUCUUGGAACUUUGUUUUCAUCUCCUGUCAUUUCAAAUUCCAUUUCAACUUCAAUCAUUUUAACAAUUAGCACCAUGCUGUGGCUCUUUAAUAUAUGCUUCUAAUUUUGAUAGCUCUCAAAUUCCAGCCCUAUUCAUAAUGCCCAAAAGACACAUCCCAUCCUUUUGAAUACUCUGGCGAUGCCUCAGCCAUUCUAAAUCAUUAUCCUGCACUUAAACCUUCAUUCUCUUAGUCUAAAAUAGUAAUAUAACUAUGCUUUUUAUUCUUCUUAGUUAUCUAUCUAUGUGAUUCUCUCUUUGUAGUAUAUCUCUUACUUCCAAAUAGUCUUAAUGUCUUGCAUUUACUUUUUAGAAAGGUUUGCAUGUCUCCUCCUCUUCUCCAAUGAUUUGGUCUUCCCACCGUCUUUUUUAUCUGAUUCACCUACCUCUGGACUCCCCCACCUGCACCUACACUCACUCCCCACUGCCUCCCACACACACACACACACACACUCACACAGUCCCGUUUGCUAUGUCUUCCUAGAGCAUUGGUUUACAGAGUGUCAUCUCCAGAGUAACAGUAUCAGCAUCUUCUGGAGACUUGUUAACAUUGCUAAGUCUGGGACCCCAACUUAAGAUCUACUGAAUCCAGGGGCUGGAGCACAGUGGGUAAGGAGUUUGCCUUGCAUGCGGCUGACCAGGGUUCAAAUCCAAGCAUCCCAUAUGGUACCCAGAGCACCGCCAGAGGUAAUUACUGAGUGCAGAGCCAGGAGUGACCCCUGUGCAUCACCAGGUGUGACCCAAAAAGAAAAAGAAAAAGAUCUACUGAAUCCAAAAUUCUGAGUGUGGGAACCCAUAGUUCUCUAUUUUAACCAACCCUUCAGUAUGCUGUGUGCAUAUUAAAGCUUUAAAAUUGCUAUCCUAAAGUAUAUCAUCAAUUUUUAAUUGCAACUCUCAAAUUCUAUUUCCUCAUCCAUGUUAAAUAAACAUUCACUAAUAUACAAUUCAUGACACCUUCACUCUGAGACUUCAAAUUUUCUUACAGAUUUAUCUCACCCCUUCUUACACACCUCAUAUUCUGGAAAAGUAUGGAUUUUUCUGUGUUAUCUGAGUUUUCCCAACACUUGCUCCCACUGAAACCUGAACCUCUUGGCUUCAUAUAUGUCUUCCACCAACCAUUCACUGUAAAAUCAAGUAUAAUCUUUUAAUGAAAGUCUUUUUGUGAUUCUUUUCCCUUGCCAGAAGUCCUGUCUCCCAAUUUUGUGCUCCCCUGAAUAUAUAUAUGUAUAUACAUUUAUACAUUUAUAUAUAUUCCAUCUUGUUACACGUUUGUUUGUGUACUUUCAUAACCUGCCCUAGUAGAUUGUGAGCUCAUUGAGAGCAGGGACUGUAUCUGUUCAUCUCUGUAUCCUAGAGACUCAACCAUCUUUGUUAACAUACAGCAGACAUUCAAUAAAUGUUUGUUUAUGUAAAUGGCUGUAUGUCUUUUAAAAUUAAUGUGCCAUCUUCUCUAAUUGAUAAAACCAAAUUUUAAAAAUACCAUGAUUUACACACUUCUAAAAUUCCAUUCAAUACUGACAUCCAUUUUUCCCAAAAACUUUCUCUACCACUCCCAACUUUGGUCCCCAAAAUGUUAAAAGUAAUUUUAUGUGGGAAAAAAUGCAUUUCUCACUAAAUAUUAAGGAAUUUCUUUUACUAACUAGGACUUGGACUAAGACACCCUCAAGUGAAAGACACCCCCCGACCCCCGCUCCAAAAUAAUCUUUCAGACAAGAUUUCUUUCUCUCACACAUGACAGGAGUUGGGAGGGCAGCCCAGAAUGCUCCACAGUUAUCUAGGGACAUGAUUCCUUCUAACUCAUGACUAUUCCUGUCCUUCAGAAGUUGAUUUGUUUUUAUGGUCAAAGCCAACUCACCAUGGUACACAUUCAGACCAAAGGAAGGAUGAGAGGAAAGUGGACUGCAAAUUUUUUUUUCAGGAAAUUCUACUUAUACCUGUGAUGCGUGAACAAUAACUUGGUGACAUGGCAAUACCAAGUUUAAAGAAAGAAUUAGAAAACAAAUAUUGAACAAGACAUCCAUGCACCUUGCUCAAAGAAAAAAGAAAAGGAUGGACAUAGAGGUACAGCAGCUGAGCUGUACUAAUGGACGAGCAUUUUCCUGUGAGCAGCUCAAUUAUCACUGGGCUGCCCAAUUAGUGGUUAUCUAGGUAUAAACCAGUUGAGAUUUAAAUAACAGGCAUCUCAACUGAGAUUGUGCAUAUGCUGAAAUGCCAAUAUUUGCCAAGACUAGGAAUAAUGUACAUAUAGAUUAUAUCUACAAGUUAUAUGAACUAUUCAUUUACAUUCCUAUUUUCCUGCAUAUAUCACAAUUGAAACUUUCUGAUAAUUAUAUUAGUUUUUAGUUUUUUUAAGUCUAAGUAAAUUAAGCACAAAAAGUAGAUACAUAAUUUAUUUUCACUUAUGUCUUUUCACUAAUCCAUUUCUAAUUUAUUAGGCAUAACCUAAU